Messenger RNA from Emericellopsis cladophorae, 1164 nucleotides. Its product is annotated as 6-phosphogluconolactonase-like protein. NCBI's taxonomy places the organism in Eukaryota, Fungi, Ascomycota, Sordariomycetes, Hypocreales, Bionectriaceae. The transcript has 3 exons. The record is from RefSeq and is a predicted model, not a curated record. Gene Ontology annotation, molecular function: 6-phosphogluconolactonase activity; protein binding. Bases 1 to 1164 code for a protein of 387 amino acids.
AUGAGUGCUCUCGCUGUUCUUCUUCUGGCAGGCCAGGCGUCGGCCACGUACCUCUAUGUCGCGUCCUACUCAGGCUUCGUGUCGACGCUGAACCUCACCGAGACUGAGAGCGGCACCGACCUCGACAUCAUUGCCCAAGACAACAACUGCGGUGCCAUUCCAUCGUGGCUCACCCUCAAGGACGAUGGGACAUUGAUCUGCGUCGACGAGGGCUGGCGGACCUGGCCAGAUGGCACGACAGCCAUCUAUUCGACCAACGACGAUGGCUCACUCUCGCUGCUGAGUGCUGUCAACGACGUACUUGUUGGUUCUGUCAGCACUGUCGUGUACGGUGAUGACAACUCCCACUUCGCUAUUGCCCACUACGCUGGUUCCGGUAUCUCGGCUUGGGACAUUGCCGACCCUUCGGCCCCAUCCAUGAUCCAGCAGGAGCUGUACGAGAUUGAACAGCCCGGCGCAGAUCCUGAACGCCAGGAGGCCGCGCACCCUCACCAGGUCAUCACGGAUCCUACCGGAAAGUACGUCUUGGCCCCCGACCUGGGCGCCGACAUUGUCCGCGUCUACUCGAUCGCCAGCGACGCUACACUGGAGCCUGAUGAGCCUCUCGAGGUUCCUGCUGGCAGUGGCCCGCGCCAUGCUGCCUUCGCCGUCAUCGACAAUGCCACGUAUCUUUACAUUCUCAACGAGCUCGCCAACACAAUUCUUGCAUACACCGUCACGUACACCGACAGAGGCAUGUCCUUUGACGAGAUCUACCGCAGCAGCAUCUAUGGUGAAGACGGCCAGGUCCCCGAGGGGGUCACCAGUGCCGAAAUCUUCGUCACGCCUGACCAGAAGAACGUCAUCCUCUCCUCCCGCAUGGAUAAGUCUUUUGAAAUUCCCGCCUUUGGCGGAGACGGAUCAGUUUCCUCUGACACCUUGGCCAACUUUGCCAUCGACCAGUGCACCGGUGUGCCAGAACUUGUCCAGACGGUGCCUGCCGGUGGCAUUCAGCCUCGCCAGUUCUCCACCAACGCCGAAGGCUCUCGCGUCGCAGUUGGCCUGCAACGCGAUAGUCGCGUGGUCAUUAUCGAGCGCGAUGUCGAGACGGGCAUGCUGGGCGACUCUGUGGCGUGGCUUGAUGUCGAGGGCGAGCUCGUCUCCGUGAUCUGGAAUGAGCUUUGA